AUGAACAAAGCACUCGUCUUCAAGAAGGUGCCCAAUGGGUAUCCCGUCCCUGGCGAAGAUGUGGCGAUCGACUCUGCCGCAUACGGCGCCGACGUGGCCACGCCUACGAACGGAAUCGUGAUCCAGUCAAUGUACGCCAGUUUCGAUCCGUACAUGCGCGCAAAGAUGCGCCCCGCGGAGGCCAAGUCGUACUCGCCGGCGUUUGUCAUCGGGGCGGCCAUGGACAGCUUGUGUAUCGGCAAGGUGGUGCGGUCGAACACCGAGGCAUACGCAGAGGGCGACGUGGUGAUCGGAUAUUACCCUAUCCAAGAGGUUGUGGCGCUGGACGAGGCCUCGCUGCCGCGCAUCCGCAAGCUGGAGAACCCGCUUGGCCUUGACAUCCGUCUUUUCCUGGGCGCGCUGGGCAUGCCCGGCUUGACGGCGUUCUCGUCGCUGUAUGAGAUCGGCAAGCCGAAGCGUGGCGAGACCAUCUUCGUGUCGGCGGCGAGCGGCGCCGUGGGUCAGAUUGUCGGCCAGCUGGCCAAGCACGAGGGGUUGAAGGUGAUCGGCAGCGUGGGCUCGGACGAGAAACUGAAGUAUAUCAUUGACGAGUUGGGCUUCGACGGCGGCUUCAACUACAAGAAGGAGAAGCCGAGCGAGGCGCUGGCUCGCCUUGCCCCCGAGGGUAUCGACAUCUAUUACGAGAAUGUGGGCGGCGAGCACCUGGCUGCUGCCCUCGACGCGAUGAACGACUUUGGCCGCGUCGUCGUCUGUGGCCUCAUCUCCCAGUACAACAGCGCGCCUUACCCUAUCACCAACCUCCAGAACAUUGUUGCCAAGCGUCUCGCCAUCCGCGGCUUCAUCGUCGGCGACCCGGGCUUCGCCGAUGUCUACCGCGUCGAACACCAGAAAAAGGUCCAGGCCUGGAUCAAGGAUGGAACCUUCAAGGCCCUCACGCACGAGACUGUCGGCAUCGACAAUGCCCCGGAGGGCUUGGUCGGUAUCUUCUAUGGCAAGAACAUGGGCAAGGCGGUCCUGAAGUUUUAA
This is a messenger RNA of Penicilliopsis zonata CBS 506.65, 1026 nucleotides long. RefSeq lists its product as hypothetical. Bases 1 to 1026 code for a protein of 341 amino acids. The transcript has a single exon. Gene Ontology annotation, molecular function: oxidoreductase activity, acting on the CH-CH group of donors, NAD or NADP as acceptor. The record is from RefSeq and is a predicted model, not a curated record. NCBI's taxonomy places the organism in Eukaryota, Fungi, Ascomycota, Eurotiomycetes, Eurotiales, Aspergillaceae.